AUGUCUGCUCGCAGUCCCGAUUUCUACAAAAAUAAGGUAAUUCUGGCUCCUAUGGUGAAGGCUGGGAGGACUCCGUUCCGAGCCUUAUGCUCGGAAUAUGGCGCAGAUCUCGUUUAUACCGAAGAGAUUGUGGAUCAGAAGUUCCUUCAAUGUACCAGAACAAGGAAUGGUAAACAAGUAAUCGUAGGGUAACCGUAAAAUUUAGACAUUUUGAACACAAUUGAUUACUUCUUGGACGACGAACUUGUUUUGAGGAUAGCGAAGGAAGAGAAGGAACGUUGCAUCCUCCAAAUCGUGAGUUCAAAAGUAGUCUGUCAUUUAUCACGUUAUAGGGCUCCAAUUCAGAGCAUGGUUGUAUCUUGGUCAGUAAGAAAAUGUAAGUUUGUAUGUUUGCGAGAGGAUGUUUUAGUGGUGAUGAUGUGGCUGGAAUCGAUGUGAAUAUGGGAUGCCCAAAGCCGUUUUCCAUCUCGGGCGGCAUGGGCGCGGCCUUAUUGAAGAAGCCCGAAUUAGUGCAGAAGAUGAUCUCUUCCUUGGUUUCAGUUUCAAAAAUCCCAGUUACUUGCAAAAUACGAAUGCUGGAUACGGUAAGCACUUGAAAAUUUUUAGUACAGGGUGUUUCAAGAAAUUUGGAACAAAUGGUUUCCUUAUAUCUUUGCGUGCUUUGCAGCUAUCAACGAAUUUCUUUUUGCUUCUAAAAAUUGACAGCGUGCGUUUUUAGAAUCUCGAAAAAAAAUUUUUUUCGUCGGCGGAGGGCCUAUUUCUCGGCGGAGAAAAUUAGGGCCUUUUUUAAAAAUCACAGCGUAUUACGUGGCGGAAACGCCGUUGCAAGGGCUGAAAUCAAGUUUACGUUACACCUCCCUCGAUUUUACGGUGUGCAUUUUUUUGUUUUCGAUUUUACGCGCACCGCGGAGGCGCGGCGGAGACUUCAGACUUCGGCGGACGUUGUUUUGGGCCUUCGGCUGCUGCAAUUCAUGUUGGAAAAGAGGUUGGGGUGAUUUUUUGUUGUCAUCCGAUGCACAGAUGGCAAAAAUUUCGUGCUUUUUUCCCCGGCGGAGGAUUCGGCGGAGGCUUUAUCAAAGGGUCAAAGCUGUCUUACGAGUCCGGGAAAAAUCUCAGCUACAAGAAUCCAUCAGAGCAGCAUUGUCUUUCAAAGAUUUUUGAUUUUUUUGGUCCGGCGGACAAAUCGGCGGAGUUUUGUUUUUACCCUUUGAUAAAGCCUCCGCCGACUCCUCCGCCGGGGAUAAAAAGCACGAAAUUUUUGCCAUCUGUGCAUCGGAUGACAACAAAAAAUCACCCAAACCUCCUUUCCAACAUGAAUUGCAAAAACCAAAGGCCCAAAACAUCGUCCACCGAAAUCUGAGGUCUCCGCCGCGCAUCCGCGGAAGUGCGUAAAAUCGAAAACGCAAAAAAAGCAUACCGUAAAAUCCAUGGAGGUGUUACGUAAACUUGAUUUCAGCCGUUGCAACGGCGUUUCCGCCACGUAAUGCGAUGUGAUUUUUAAAAAAGGCCCUAAUUUUCUCCGCCGAGAAAUCGGCCCUCCGCCGACGAAAAAAAAUUUUUUUCGAGAUUCUAAAAACGCACGCUGUCAAUUUUUAGAAGCAAAAAGAAAUUCGUUGAUAGCUGCAAAGAACGCAAAGAUAUAAGGAAACCAUUUGUUCCAAAUUUCUUGAAACACCCUGUAUUUGUAACGGAGUUGUUCUUUAGUUGGAAGACACCAUAAAAUUUGCAAAGAUGUUAGAAUCUUGUGGUAUAUCAGCUCUAGGAGUACAUGGCAGAAGAAGGGAUGAACGGCAACAACAUAAAAACAGGUCGGAAGAGGUGAAGGCAGUCGCCGAUGCACUCAGUAUACCUGUCAUUGCAAAGUGAGUAUAAACGUAAGCUCUACGGUCAUCUCAUCUUUCUAGCGGGGAGUCCGGAAAUAUCUCCAAGUAUGAAGACAUCAAAAAGUGCCUAGACAAAUGUGGAGCAAGCAGCAUUAUGAUCGCCAGGAAAGCUUUGAAUAAUCCUUCGAUCUUCAGAAAAGAAGGAGUGCUCCCCAUGGAAAAAGAGAUUCAAGACUUCCUCGAAAAGGUAACUCAAAAAUGUGUCGGCGUAAUGACUAUGUCUUUAGGCGUGUACUUACGAUGAGCCCUACACUACCGUCAAAUAUUCAGUGCAACGGAUGCUGGGAUCACAGCAAGAGUUCGAUCCUCGGGGAAAGAAGACCCUGGACGCACUGACUGUUGGUGAAAUCUGCGCUAUCUGGGGUAAGACCGCGUUUUAUGAUGGAUGUAAAGAACAACGACAGCGAAUGACUCUCAAACGACAUCACACAGAGAAGGAGAACGAACUGGAGAAGGAAGGAAUUGUCGUUUCUGAUUUGACAUUCCCGCCGUACGUUCAAAACACGUUUUAAUCGCAUUUUCAGAAAGCGCCUGAAAGCAAAUCAUGGUACCCUAUCGCCCAAAUGUAUUCUAUUGAGAUACUGCGCAGAGAAAAAACUCGAAAAACCCAUUUUCAAAACAGUAUGCAUUCAAAGCGGAAAUACAAUGUUAUUUACAGGAAAGGAGGGCCCGCGACGGACGAUUUGAAUGUGUGAUAUCAGUCGCCGAUAAGAAAUUUGCAUCGAGGAUCUCACAGCCCAAUACAAAGAUGGCCGAGCAGGUUGCCUGUUUAGCCGCUUUACAUGGGCUCAAUAUCAGGGACAGAUUACCUGGAAAUUGGGAAGAAUAG
Messenger RNA from Bursaphelenchus xylophilus (pine wood nematode), 2712 nucleotides. Lineage: Eukaryota; Metazoa; Nematoda; Chromadorea; Rhabditida; Aphelenchoididae. The record is from the annotation of a GenBank genome assembly.